Messenger RNA from Oncorhynchus gorbuscha (pink salmon), 4890 nucleotides. Its product is annotated as adhesion G-protein coupled receptor G7-like. Gene Ontology annotation, biological process: G protein-coupled receptor signaling pathway; cell surface receptor signaling pathway. NCBI's taxonomy places the organism in Eukaryota, Metazoa, Chordata, Actinopteri, Salmoniformes, Salmonidae. The transcript is spliced from 17 exons. Bases 608 to 3013 code for a protein of 801 amino acids. The record is from RefSeq and is a predicted model, not a curated record. Gene Ontology annotation, cellular component: membrane. Gene Ontology annotation, molecular function: G protein-coupled receptor activity.
CUAUCUGUCUCCAUGCUGGCUCACACAAAAAAAAGUGUCAAGGAAAGUAAACUUGGAUUUUGGCGUCACUCCUUUCAAAAUUCAUUGAGAGCAUACAUAAUUGACAUAUUAACUUGAAUUGUUGCUUCUCGUUGUGUUGUUGUCCCCCGGUGGCUAGCUAACAAAACAAAUGCCCUUUCCUAAAUUAGCCAUGGUUGGAGAUAGUGAUUUGGACUUGUGGUUUUAUUUAUCCUCCGUAAUGGCCAAUGAUCAUGGCGAUUCUGAUCCAACCAUUAAUCCAUACAUUGCUGUGCCUCUUGCCUGAGGAUGGAAGUCCAAUAUGUAGCUACAGUAACGUUAGAUGUAGAAGGCUAAUGUUUUAACUCGCUAAUGUUGCAUCGAAUUGAAGUUAGGCUAGCGAACAAGCAUUUUAGCCAGGUAGCCUAGGAAAACAAACAAAUAAAAAGCGUGGACUGCUGUAUGACAGAGUGAUAAGACCGUGUCCUCAACAUGAAAGAGGAGGAUGGCAUUGGCGUUUCUCUACAAGUAGGGUGGAGCGCAGCAUAAGACCAACAUACGUCCGAAUAAUGUGCAGUCUGCUGACACUGGAUGACUGGAAACAGCAGAGAUGAAGGAGCUAUGGGUUAUGGUUGUCUUUGCUACAGUCUCUUUUCCACAGGGGAAUCUCACCAAAUCAUCUGCCAUUCCAACCACCAUUGACAUAACUACCUCAACUACUACUGCCCCUUUAACCCCUGACCCUCCAACUACUGACACUCCAAUUACUGGCUACCUAAAUACUACUGGUCUUCCAACUACUGGUUACCCUACCUCUAUCCCUGUUACCAGUAUCAGUCUCUCCUCUCCAACCACAACCCCUCUGGACUGUAUCAACGGUGGUGAGCUGCAGAGUGGAGUCUGUAUCUGUCCUGAUGAGUGGACUGGAGAGACCUGUUCAGAUGAGAAUUUCUGCAAUUCCACCAGCAAGGAUGGAUUCUCCUUCCCAAGAACAACGGUUGGCUGGUCUGCUUAUUCAGAAGAGUUGUGUGAUGAGAAGACAACCAGUACCGGUUUACCAGAAGCCUCAGCAAGAUGUUUGAAUGACACCGGCUCUCCAAUGUUUGGUCCUCCUCACAUUCUGCAGUGUGAAUUUACCCUCAGUGACAUUCAAGGAAAUAUCUCCAGCAGUUCAGGUGAUUUACUACAGUUGGCCUUCAGUACUCAGAUCCUGACCUCCCAACCAGAGCAGCUGUCAGCUGACAACAUCACCAUAGCAGCUCAGAUCGCUAACACACUGCUUCAGUCUGCAAAUAUCACAGAGGACAUCGCAGUGGCAGCUGUAACUACCAUCAGUCAGCUGCUCAAUGCCAGUGAGGAGAGUACACAGGAGAGAGACGCUGUCCAAAACCUCACAGAGACCCUGGAGAUGUUUUCCCUGGACCAGCACAAUAAUGUGUCCUUGGUGGUUCAGCCCAACCUGGCAGUCCAGUCUGUCCAAGUACCAAGUGACUCAGUGGGGAUCCAGUUUACUGCUCUGACUGGAAGUUCUGGCAAUUUUGUGGCAAACGGAAUAAAUCUCAACAUCAAUACCUCUGAACUGAUAGCUGACAAAGGAGGUUCUACCGAUGUCCAGAUUGUUAUCAAAUUCCCACCAGUUUUGCAUAGUAAAAACACAAACUACUCCAUUGGUUUUGUGCUCUACCAAAACGACCGGUUCUUCAGGUCCAGUGCUUUCAGUGCUUCUUCAGGGACCAGCAGAACGGUCAUCUCUGCUAACCUGGGACAUGUGUCUGGGUUACAUGUUGAGAUGCUCUUCAAGCCCACAACUGUCCCCAACGCCUCCCUCCAUGACUUUGCCUGUGUGUGGUGGAACUACACGUUGAAAGACUGGAGCACCUUUGGCUGCUCCAAAGUCAACCACUCAGAAGAUGGCCUGCGAUGUUUCUGUAAUCACACCACUAACUUUGCUGUGCUGAUGUCGUUCAGGAGGGAUUUUAAAUACGCUGAAGCGCUAAACUGGAUCACCAUAUUGGGAUGCUCCAUGUCCAUCAUAGGGUUGAGUUUAACAAUAACAUUCCAGAUCGCAACCAGGAAAUCACGCAAAACCAACCCAACAGUCCUCUUAGUGAGCGUCUGCGUGUGUCUCCUGAUCUUCACCCUGCUGUUCAUGUUGGGAGUGGACAACCCUCAUAAACAGCUGGACAAACCUGAAAUACUUGAGGACAACGUUCUCCCCCCGUCCGACACACACACGGCGCAGGACAGAGGGCCCUGUACUGCAGUGGCAGUCCUGCUGCAGUACUUCCUGUUGGGGACGUUCACCUGGAACACGCUGUACGCCACAAAUGUCUUCCUGAUGAUCAGAAGCAGCCUGGCCACCAGCCCGUCACACUUCACAGCCUAUACCAUGGCCAUCGGAUGGGGACUGCCUGCGGUUGUGGUGGCCCUCACCUUAGGAAUUAGUUACAGAGUGGAUGAUCCACUUGGUUACAGGCAGGAGGAAUUUUGCUGGCUUGCUGCCCUCGAUCCAAAGGGGAACUUUGACUUCAAGCUGCCAAUGUUUUGGGGGUUCCUGAUACCUGUGGCAUUCAUGCUUAUGUUCAACACAGUGAUGUUGGUAUAUUUUGCAGUUACAACGUGCAAGACCAACCCACAUUUAACUAGUACAAGACACACAUCGAUGAAGAAGAAGUUCCUCAGUAGCUUCUCUCUGGCUGUGGUGCUCGGUCUCUCCUGGAUCCUGGGCUAUCUGUUGCUCAUUCCACAGAACCAGACCAUGUACACCAUACUCAACAUCUCCUUCUGUGUUCUCACCACCACUCAGGGCUUGCAGAUUUUCAUUCUGUUCACAGCAAGAACAGCAAUUGUCAAGAAAAAGAUGUCAAGUACUUUGAAUUCUGUCUCUAGUGCUGGGAUCCCUCUUCACACUAGGAAGUUCAGUCUAUGGCGAGGCGAGCACAGUGAUAAAGUAGAAUCAUACACACAGCAGGGCACUGUGUUAUUUCCAACUUGUUCCUCACAGACAUCUAACUGAUGGGCUGCAAGUUCAAACCUAGUUUGUAAAACUUCUCCUCUUGUACUAUAAUAUACAAUAUACUGCACACAAUUUUGUAUCCACGUAGAGUAUAUUUACUGUGAAGACUAGUCCCUCAGAAGUUGUCCAAUGAUUUUUUUUUGAAUAAAAGUGUUCAAUAAUUAUGUGAUUGUCUUUUAAGCUAAUGUUUGUUUAAAUGUUCUUAUAGUGAGACAACACUAUUUUACACAAUCUCAGAAAAUAGCUUAAGACAGUGUAGCCCAGGGGUGUCAAACAAAUUUUCCCCUCGGCCACAUUUGGUCAUUAGCGAGGUCAGAUGGGACGCACUUAAUUGAUUAAGAAGCUUCUGCUCCAACUGCCUGUACAGCACAGGCUGCAGCUGACAAUUACAGUUAUGAUAGAAUGAGGAAGAAAACAGGCAUGUCAUAACCAUGAAAAAACAGUGCAUCUGGAUAUUCUGGGGCAGUUUGAGAGCGAGGGCACUCACCUGGCAAGACAUCUGCGUCAUGGAAGGGCAGCGGAUUAAGCUUCUGCAUUGUUUACAGAGCAAUGUUUUUUCCACAUCAACAAACCUUCACACGUGGGGAUUGGCAGUGUCAUGACAUGGACCUCUUUGGGUAUAGCGAGCACCAUCCCACUCUCUCUCUCUUACCACCUCUCUUUCUUCCCCCUACACCCAGGCUCUGUUAGGCAGGUUAUAACUUCCUAGAGGAGAUUCUCCUCAUGGCCAGAGUAUAGAGGGAGUGAGGUUCACAGGAGAACAAAGGAACCCCUUCCACAUUAAAGAGCUUGAGAACUGAACAAUGUCCAUGUUUUGGAGAAUGUGUACACGGUCUGGGAAGAAUCCAGCUACGAACUGGUCCAUUUUGUAUAAUUUUGUGAAACUCAUGAGAGACAAUGGAGCGACAUUCCCAUAACUCUGAUUAUACAAGAGUCUCCGUUGUAAGUCUUGCAUCUGAUUGUUGUAUAAAAUUAAUGAGGAAAGAUUAAACUAUUUGUGAAAUUAUGUAAUGUCAUUUUAAACUGUUUAAUGAAAGAGAAUCAAAUUCCCUUUUAAAGUUUAACUAAAUCAUUGGCCUGCACCAUGAGCACAGACAUUGAACUGGCACCAUGGGACAGCCCCUUUCUACUGUUACGAAUAUAACCCCCACCUGGAGGAAUUCCCUUCAGACCAGGUGACCACGAUUACCACGGGAGGGCUAGACCAGUACCCCAUCACAGAGGGAGCUAAGGUUUGAGUAGAUUGCUGAAUCUUUUAACCAUGGCAUGUGGUUAAACUCUGAGACUAUCCAUCCGAUACAAAUUACUAGUCUGCAGCUAGAAAUGAUGUACCCGUGAAUGCGAAGGCCGACAACCACCGAAACAUAUAUUCUAUAAAGUUUCUGAAUGGGACUCUGACCUGUCCAUUCUAACCACGGAAGAGAGAGAGUGAGGACAAACUCUCCAACAGAGAUCACAACGACACACUGAGCAUAAAUAUAUAGAUUGCAAUUAUUGAGUGAGCAUUCAUGUUCAAAGGAUUAGCAUUUCAAUUGUUAGAAUUAUCAACUGUGUCUUUUGAAUUUCACACUCUUCUUAGUCCCUUUGUCUACCAAACCGCCAUACCAGUUUAGCCCACUAGGGCACAGCCCCUAUUUUUUUUUUUUAACCUAGUCAGUUAAGAACAAAUUCUUGUUUUCAAUGACGGCCUAGGAACAAUGGGUUAACUGCCUGUUCAGGGGGGAGAACGACAGAUUUGUACCUUGUCAGCUCGGGGAUUUGAACUUGCAACCUUCCGGUUACUAGUCCAACGCUCUAACCACUAGGCUACCCUGCCGCCCCUAUAAUUUCCUUGUAACCACAUUUACUUUGUUUGUGUGUGCAUUUCUGUGAUUAUU